Suillus bovinus is the source of this 1203-nucleotide messenger RNA. RefSeq lists its product as uncharacterized. Gene Ontology annotation, biological process: protein phosphorylation. The record is from RefSeq and is a predicted model, not a curated record. Lineage: Eukaryota; Fungi; Basidiomycota; Agaricomycetes; Boletales; Suillaceae. The transcript is spliced from 5 exons. Gene Ontology annotation, molecular function: protein kinase activity; ATP binding. Bases 1 to 1203 code for a protein of 400 amino acids.
AUGAAGACACUUUCCUUUCCGAAGGGCAAAGACACUACCAAGACAGAGGCAGAGCACAAGGCUGAAAAGGCUGCAGAAGAUAAGAAACGCAGAGCUCGCAAGGAGCUCGAACUUUUUGGACCAGAACGCGAACGGCCUGGAGCUUUGAACGCGAGUGAAACUUGGUGGUGUCAACAUUAUUCAUGGUUGAAGAGUCAAGGGUAUCUACUUCGUCCUCGGUACGCACCAGGUUGGGUGCCAUCCUGGGAGGGUACCGAGCGUGAUCUAUAUACUUGUGAAGAUGGUAAUUGUAUACGGUUUGGCCAAAUCAUGGAUGCAACACGCGUAUCCGACGGUGUAUAUGUCUCUCUCAAAAUUGUGGAGAAGUCGAUACACCCUUAUGAGGUAGAGAUCGGGCAAUGGUUCAUGUCAGAGCCACUUGCGUCGCAUCCCAAAAACCAUUGUGUUCCUUUCUUUGAGGUGUUAUCACCACCGAACAAUGAAGAUAGUCAGUUGAUUGCUAUGCCGCUGCUGCUUCCUUUCGCUGAGCCACGAUUCGACACAUUUGGCGAGGUGAUGGAGUGUUUUCAGCAACUAUUUGAAGGUCUGCUGUUCAUGCACAACAACCAUGUGGCACAUCGCGACUGUAUGUGGAUGAACAUAAUGAUGGACGCUAAAGACCUAUAUACCGAGCCUUAUCAUCCCGUUGACCGCCACAUGAAACGUGACUUCAGUGGCCGUGUGAAGCAUUAUACUCGCACUCAGCGACCACCAAAAUACUACUUCAUUGACUUUGGCUUAUCACGUCGAUACGAUUCCAGCGAGGCCAAUCCCCUGGAGUACCCGAUUUUUGGCGGCGACAAAUCGGUACCAGAAUUUCAAAACAAUGCCGACGUCCCCAUGAACCCAUUCCCCACUGACGUCUACUACCUCGGCAAUGUCAUUAGAGAGGAGUUUAUGGAGACACAAAUAGGUUUUGACUUUCUGAAACCUCUCGUAGACGAUAUGAUUCAGACUGAUCCCAAUGCAAGACCUACGAUGAACGAGGUAGUCGAGCGUUUUGACUUGAUUCGACAGCAGCUCAGCUCAUGGAAAUUACGCUCUCGUGUCAUUGCAAGAGACGAAGAUAUCUUUGAAACUGUAUAUCGCAGUGCCAGCCAUUGGAGGCGACGGAUAGGUUUUAUUGUAAAGCGUGCACCAGCCAUACCUCGCUUUCAGGAAUGA